UGCAGAGGCCUUCUGGCAUUAAUUAUAAAAUAACCUUAUGCCUUCAGCUUAUUAUGCUAGUUCAUUGUUGUGCUAUUCGUUGUUUACUACUGGCUCGUUGUUCAAGUGAGAGCACGAGUGAUUAAGAUUCGUGAACUCGACAUAUUAUGGAUCAAGGUAACGCAAUCGAGCGAGUUGGGAAUCUGAAUCUUUUUGAGAUGGGCUCAAACUGUGGGGAUACAAAUAGUGAAGCUGAAUCUAUCAGCGAAGAAGAGAGAGUAAGAAGACUAUUUGCUGUUUGCGAUGCAGAUGGAGAUGGUUAUAUAGACAGCCAAGAUUUAGUUAGUGCCCUGCAAGAGCUAGGAUUGGAAGGAGCUAUCAAUGUUAGUGACCUAAUGCAACAGAUGGGUGCUGACACCCAUGGAAAAGUUUCCUAUGAACAAUUUCUGCAAUGUCGCCUAUCCCAUAGAACAGAAAUUGAAGCGUUACGUGUUCAUGGUACAGAGACAAGCCUUCCACAUUCCAGUGGUUGGAUCAAUGCAAAUGAUCUAUGUGGCCUCUAUGGUGCAGAUCAUUUGCCCACUAGCAGUGAACACAGCUUAGGUGCGAUUUCGCUUCGACAUGAAAGUUGGGAAUUCGACAGUGGUGCCCGUGAUUUGAGUCCAGAACCAAAUACGCUUUACAAGCUUAUUGAAGCAGCUGGAAUCUCGCUUACAUCCAAUCCUAGCCAGAUAUUGGAAAUAGCUAACAAGCUACACCUGACCGCGCUGGGCUCACUUCGUGGAGAAAUAGGAGAACUCCAUGCGAGAUUGCAGAGAGCUGCGCAAGAUCGGGACACGCUCGAACAAGCUCUUGCGAAAACACAGCUGGAGCGAUUGCGAUUGGUGCAGGAAAGUGAGGAACGGUUGGAACGCCAGUCCACCCAAUAUGAAGAACGACUGACGGAAUUGCAUAGCGUCAUCGCUGAGCUGACUCGGAAAUUAAACCGACAACAGUACAACGUCAUCAAAGAAGAGGGAGAAGAAGAGGAAACGGAAGAAGACGAAGAGGAAGAAGAUGAUGAGGAUGACGUCGAAAGUGAAGGCGAGGAGAGAAAUAAAGGGAAGCACCCCCAUCUCGAAAUAAAAGGCUCCGCCAAGUCUAAUAUAAAGCCAGAGGCAUCCACUCAGAACAAGCGAGCCGAAGAGGUCGGCUAUAGCUUGCUGGAUGGCCAAGAUGCGACCGAAGACGAGCCCGAAGCCGUUUCCAGCAGCUGCAGUAGCGAUCUCUCUUUCGGUGCCAGCUCUUCCGAUGAGGAUGGCGCAGUGCCAGCAGGUGAAGCGAACCAGGCCGGCGAAGAUGAUCUAGACGCCAAAGCCGUUCAGGCUGGAGAAAAUCUCGACCAGUUUCUUUCCGCCAGUGCCAAAGAAACUUCCGCUACGAUUGUUGAUCCUUUGACCUCGUUCAGCUUGGAAAACAAAGAACUGAAAGUGGAAAUUCUACGACUCGGCCAAGAUUUGAACCAGGCUCAUGAAGCUGUGGACGCCCUACGCAAUGAGCGCGAUGAGCUAAAGCGACAGUUGGAAAUGAGCCAACAGCCCCGGCCUCUACCUCUGUCGGCGGCCGCCAGCAUGGGAGCGCUUUCCAGCCUCCAAGGCAGCCCAGUACACCAGCGAUUUACGUCAAGCCGUGUAUCUAGCCCAGUAGUCGUCGAAGAAGGCCCUGUCUGCAAGGUUGCCGAACGGGUGCGCAUUCGUCGAUUAGAUGGUCGAGAAAAACUCUUGACCGGUUCUCAAAUUGCCAGUUUCGGGAUACGCGAUGCUCGUGUGGCUGAGCAGUUGGUCUGUGCGGUCCACCAGGAUUCAGUACAAGGCGAAGCACAUCAUUCCUCGGGAGCCGAGGCUGUACGUGUCAAUGAAUUGGAAUUGGAAGUUGAACGAUUGGCAAGCCGAUCCGAGCAUUUGCGAGCCCAAAACGACGUUCUUUCCCUAACGCUUGCUGAAUCUCGAGCUCUCGGCGAACGUCUCGCCGUCCUUCUUGGAAAAUACGAGUCGAAUUGCAUGGCUUUACGCCUGGCCCUGGAGCGGGCCGAUCGGGUUUCAGAAGCCUUUGAAGUUCUCGCUGCUUUGGUGGAGAGUGAAAUGUCUUUACUCUUGGCUAAUUGCCAAGUGGCUGGUCUCGGGCUGACGGGUCGUGGUGGGUCUGGUUGGGAAACGGAAACCAGUGGCAACAGCAAAGAUCUCAGCGUUCUUUGGAAACGUGCUACCGAGCGCAGGCGUUCGGCUGAAAACCUUGCCCGAUCCCUUCUUUCCAAAUACGAUCGUGAUCGCGACAAUUGGGAAGACACUGGGAGGCAUACUAAUACGACUAGCUCCACUUCUAGUGGAGCAGAAAGUGGUUCGGGAUCGGGAUCCAACCCUGCAUGUACCCUAGAGCCUACAGAAAGAAAGGUGCGAGAUAUAAUUGGCCGAUUGAAAGGUGAUAGAGCCAGCUUGGAAAACACAGUUCAACAAGUUUCGCUACCGUUAGAAUCAGUUUUGGUUGAUCCUUUGCCGAAAGACGUUUUACCUUUAGGAGAGGCUCGGAAAAUAGAUCUUGAGAUGGCUGUUAUCAUGCAGGAGCUGAUGGCCAUGAGAGAAGAGCGUUCACGACUCCGAACUCAGGUUUAUAUUCUUGAAAAAGAACGAGCUGCACAUGAAGCCCAACAACAAGCAGCUACUGCGCAACUGCGAAUUCUGCACUCAGCCGGAAUAAGUCCAGAAGCGUCAGGCGAAAAGCCUGUGCCGCCAACUGAUGCAGCCGAUGGAGAUGACGUAACAGUUCGAGAAAAGAGACUCCAAUUGAAAAUCCAAGAAUUGACAGGAGCACUUGAACGCGUCACAACAAGUGCCGACCUCCGUAGCCAACAAUCGGCGGAGCUAGUGAGCGACGUAAAGAAAGCCAAUGCAACGCUGGUUCAACUUCUUGAGAGGACUAAGAAAAAAUACCAGUCUCGGUUAAAAAGAUUAGAGCAGCAGAUGGUGAACAUGUCCGAAAGACAUGCAAUGCAGGUUCGUGUCCUCAAGCAACGAGUUUUGGCACUGGAAGAUGAGUCUUCCGUUCGUCCAUUACCACUGAGCUCUGCUCCAAAACCGGAUCUCCAUAUUCUUGGUCUACAUAGGAGUAAGGUGGUCGCUAGGCCGUUGAUCACGGUUUAUAAUGAGAAGGCUGAGGCCUCGGGUACGAGCAUUCAGCUCCCCGCAAUCUUCAGGGCUCCAAUCAGACCCGAUAUUGUCAGCUUUGUUCAACAACAAAUGUCGAUGAACCGUCGCCACCCGUAUUGUGUCAGCGAGAAAGCAGGUCAUCAGACAAGUGCUGAAUCAUGGGGUACUGGUCGUGCUGUGGCACGUAUUCCCCGUGUUCGAGGUGGUGGUACUCACCGUUCCGGCCAGGGUGCCUAUGGUAACAUGUGUCGUGGUGGACGUAUGUUUGCCCCCACUAAGAUCUGGCGCCGUUGGCAUCGCAAGAUCAAUGUAAACCAGAAACGUUACGCCUUGUGCUCGGCUAUCGCUGCUUCGGGAAUCCCAUCUUUGGUUAUGUCCAAAGGGCAUUUGAUUAAUGAUGUCCCGGAGAUGCCCCUGGUUGUCUCGGAUAAGGUUCAAGAGUACAACAAAACCAAACAAGCUGUUGUGUUGUUGCGCCGUCUUCGCGCAUGGACCGAUGUUCAGAAGGUUUACAAGACCAGACGUUUCCGUGCUGGCAAAGGAAAGAUGCGCAACCGUCGCCGCACUAGCAAGUUGGGUCCUUUGAUUAUCUACGGCAAGGACCAGGGUUUGACCAAGGCUUUCCGUAACAUCCCCGGCGUCUCGUUGGUGUCUGUCAACAAACUUAACCUCUUGAAGCUUGCUCCUGGAGGCCACGUUGGUCGUUUCUGUAUCUGGACCGAAUCUGCCUUCCAACGUUUGAAUGCCCUUUACGGCACAUGGCGUGAGAAGUCCAAGCUGAAGAGCGAUUACAACUUGCCUCAGCCGAUCAUGACUGGCACAGAUUUGUCGCGAUUGCUGAAGUCUGAUGAAAUCCAGAAGGUCAUCAGACGACCAAGGCAAAUGGUGCGUCGCGCAUCUGUUAAACGCAAUCCUCUUACCAACAUGAGGGCGUUGAUGAAAUUGAACCCGUACUCCGCCGUGAUUAAGAAGUCUGCUGCUGCGGUUGCUGAAGCCAGGAAGAAGAGCAAGGCUGCUUUGCUCGAGAAGAAGCGAGAGUCCUUAGUACCCGAAUCGAAUUUACCUGUUGAAAAGCCGAAAGAGGAAACGCCUGUUCAAGCACCAGUUCAAGAUGUCAAACCAAUUCAAGUCCUUCCCGUUGACGCCCCUAAACCUACUCAACCAGAAUCGAAGAAAGGCAAGAAGUACCGGUCGGAAGCUGCGAAGAAUUCUCAAAUAGAGCCAAUGGAUACCUCCGAAUCUCUAGUUGAGGUCAAGACUGCGAAAUCUCCCGCAAAAGACCCGGCUCCACAAAUCGCUACUAUCCCCAAUGAACCUGUAACCAAAGUUUCAGGUAAAAACGAGGCAAUGGAAGUAACACCAGACGCUAAAGCGAAAACCGGAGCUCCUGUCAAGGGAAAAUCGCCGCCAAUUGCCAUCCCAGCUGUCACUGAUGUGAAGCCUACGACUCCAGUUCUUGCUGAAACUGCCCCGAACACUAAGCCGGUAGAAGAAACUUCUGCAACUCAAGUUGCAGUAGACGAAGCUGCAGCCGAAAAAGGAUCCAAGUCCAAGAAAGCAAAGGGGAAGAAAAACAAGAAGGAAUGAUUGACAUCAUUUAACCAGUGUCUGUAUGACGUUUUCUCUGCGACAUCUGAAUAAACCUUCUGCAGGCUGAAA
Molecule: messenger RNA, 4820 nt
Organism: Daphnia carinata
Lineage: Eukaryota; Metazoa; Arthropoda; Branchiopoda; Diplostraca; Daphniidae
Gene: RpL4
Exons: 22
Coding region: 147-4748 (1533 amino acids)
Biological process (GO): translation
Cellular component (GO): ribosome
Molecular function (GO): structural constituent of ribosome; calcium ion binding
Source: RefSeq, a predicted model, not a curated record